AUGGGCUGCGCAGGCUCGAAGGAGGCGCACAAGGAGCCAUGGGCCAAGGGAAACAACAUGAAGAACGUGAACGGCACCGCGAAGGCAGCCCCCUCGCACCGUCAGCUCGCCCGCGCGGCCUCCCGGCGCGGCUCGGACGCCAACAUGGCCGCGGCCGGCCCCGGGCUGCGCCGACAGACGUCCACGCGGCGCCUGGGUGACGCGUCGUCCCAGGGCGGCGCCGCUCGCCUCCAGCGCGGAAACUCCAUCAAGGACCUGCAAGCCGGGCGCGCCACCACGUUGCGCCAGCGGGCGCCGUCGAUCCGCAACCGCGACGCCGACGACGUCGGCUCCAACCGCGGAGGCCCCGUGCGCGGGGCGCCCUCUGGGCGCGCCCUCGCGUCGGGACCGGCCGCAGACUGGGACACCAAGUCCGCUGGGCCCGGCGCCGGGGCGCGCGGGAUCGCCGGGGCGGGCGGGGCGUCGCAGCGGCGGAUGCUCAUGCAGCGGAUGCUCGCGGGCGAGGCGCACGAGACGGCGGACCACAGCCCGCAGCGCCCGGUGGUGCGCCGCACGACGACGCUGCAGUCCCGCCGGCAGUCGUCGCGGAUGCUCGGCGGGCAGGGCCCGAGCAAAACGAUGCCGCAGCGCGACCUUGAAGAAGCGGCUCGAGAAUACGAGGAGAGCCGACACGACGGUCCGCGGCGCGCGGCGCCCGCCCCCGUGCCGCGGCCGCGCGGCACGCCGUCGCGCCACCUGGGCAAGGACGACAGCGGCAACCUGCAGUCGCGCGGCAGCAAGCACCGCGGCUCGUCCGUCGAGAACGGCUCGAGCCGGCACGGCCCGACGGCUGACGACUCCCUCAAGAUCCUGCGCGGCAUCGCAAGCGAGGCGCAGCAGACGCGCGCGUCGGCGCGCAUGAGCGCGACUGGCGGCCCCGAGCCCUCGCCGCCGACGACGAUCGAGUCGCACGACGUGGCGGACGCGGGCGUGACACCCCCCCCUGCGGGCAACCACAAGGAGGUGCCGCCGCCACGGGAGGACCGCGCGCCGUCGGAGGAGACCGAGGAGGACACUGCGAAGGCGCAGGAGGGCGCGAAGCGCAACGAGAAGCUCCGGGGCGCGGCGGAGGCGGCGCGGAACAACCUCUCGCGCGCCAGGGACGCCGUCAAGCACGGGCAGAGCCAGUCGGGCAGCCGGGGCCGCGGGUCGCGCAGCCCGAGCCCCGCGCGGCCCGAGGAGAUCGACGUGAUGCCGGGCGCGGACCGCAGCCGCCGGGGGCGCGACGACAGGGACCGCGACUACCGCCGCGAUGACCGCGAGCGCGACUACCGCGACGACAGGGACCGGGAUUAUCGCCGCGACCCGCGGGAGGAUAGGGACCGCGACUACCGCGAUGACAGGGACCGCGACUACCGCCGCGACCCGCGGGAGGAUAGGGACCGCGACUACCGCCGCGACCCGCGGGAGGAUAGGGACCGCGACUACCGCGAUGAUAGGGACCGCGACUACCGUCGCGACGACCGCGAGCGCGACUACCGCGACGACAGGGACCGGGACUACCGCGACGGGCCGGAGUACGAGGAGCAGUACGUGGACGAGGAGGAGGAGGAGCGGUUGGCGGCGGAGGAGGAGGAGAGGGAGGAGUUGCAGAUUCUGGAGGAACACGUGAUCGAGCUGCAGCGGCGGCUGGCGGACGUGCAGGCGGAGAUCGCGAGCGUGAAGACGGAGAUGGCGCAGAACAGGCAGGAGCUGCGUUCGAUCGAGGACCAGGCGCAGGAGAAGCCGCCGCUGUCGUCGAUCGAGGAGACGGACGCGUCGGACGAGGAGACGCGCGGCGCGGGCAACCUGCGGCUGCGCCUGCAGAAGACCGCCAUCGUGUCGCGCAACAAGGUGCUCAAGGAGCAGCUCGUCGACCUCGAGAAGACCGAGAUGGUCUUCGGCAUCGUCGCCGCCGCCGCAGACUCCUACCUCACCAUGCGUCAGGCCAUCUUCAAGGGCAUGGACAUGAACUUCAUGGGCACCGCCGCACUCGUGAUGUUCCAGCGGCUCGAGGCGGAGGACAUCCCGGGCCUGCUGGAGGACAUUGUGUACAGCGAGUCUCCGGACGAGUGCUACGAGCGGGGCCUCGAGCUGGCGGCGAUCAUGGAGGAGCUGGACCGCCACGCGUCGAACCAGGCGCUCGACAACCACUAA
Messenger RNA from Pedinophyceae sp. YPF-701, 2175 nucleotides. NCBI's taxonomy places the organism in Eukaryota, Viridiplantae, Chlorophyta, Pedinophyceae. The record is from the annotation of a GenBank genome assembly.